AUGGUGAAUCAGAGCUCUUCACUUACCUUGGAUCAGGUCAUCAAUCAACCUGAGAUUCAAGAAAAUGCUUCCAGUGCUGCAAAUCAGAAUGCUUCGAAUCAAAAUGUUGCGAAUCGGAGUGGUGCAAAUCGGAAUCUUACACAGGAUUUUUUAUAUCCAAGAAAUCCUUACUUCCUUCAUCCAAAUGAGAAUCCAUCUCUCAUACUUGUGUCUAGAACUAUGAACGAUAAGAACUACCAUAGAUGGGCAAGAGCCAUGACUAUGGCUUUGAUUUCUAAAAAUAAGCUUUCCUUUGUGAAUGGUUCGAUCUCUGUUCCUAAACCUUCUGAUCAAGAUUAUGUUACUUGGGAGAGAUGCAACACUAUGGUACUGUCAUGGUUACAUCGAUCCAUAACUGAUUCCAUUUCCCAAUCAAUUUUGUGGAUGGAUAGGGUUGUUGAUGUGUGGAAGGACCUCAAGGAGAGGUUUUCACAAUCAGAUAUUUUUUGGAUCUCUGACUUACAAGAUGAGAUUUUUUGUCUUCAUCAAGUAGACAAGUCUAUAUCAGAUUAUUACACUCAACUCAAGAUCCUUUGGGAUGAGUUAGAGAAUUUGCAGCCAACACCUUCUUGUAAGUGCAUUCGACCUUGCUGCACAAUUGCACUACAAGUAAGGAGCAUCAAGGAUAGGGACUAUUCAAUUCAGUUCCUUAAGGGCCUCAAUGAGCAAUUCUCUCAUGUGAGGUCCCAAAUCAUGCUCAUGGAUCCUCUUCCAUCAAUAAAUUGUGUGUUUUCUUUGGUUACUCAGAAGGAAAGACAAAUGCAUCUUGAAGGCUUAGUGCCUAAUUCCAUGGAUGGGAUGUCAAAAGUGUUUUUCAACUCAUCUGCAAAACAUAUGAUUGCAAGAGAUUUCGCUCCAAUACUAGAGAAAGAGGACGUGGCUACAACUAUGGGCGUGGACGAUCAACCCCUAGAUUGUGCACACACUGUGGGAAAACAAGUCAUAUUGUUGAUACAUGCUUUGAGAAGCAUGGAUAUCCACCUGGAUACAAGAUGA
This is a messenger RNA of Gastrolobium bilobum, 1035 nucleotides long. RefSeq lists its product as uncharacterized. The record is from RefSeq and is a predicted model, not a curated record. The transcript has a single exon. Lineage: Eukaryota; Viridiplantae; Streptophyta; Magnoliopsida; Fabales; Fabaceae. The coding region runs from base 1 to 1035 and encodes 344 amino acids.